Onthophagus taurus is the source of this 7405-nucleotide messenger RNA. RefSeq names its product six-banded (gene sba). Gene Ontology annotation, cellular component: nucleus; chromocenter. NCBI's taxonomy places the organism in Eukaryota, Metazoa, Arthropoda, Insecta, Coleoptera, Scarabaeidae. The record is from RefSeq and is a predicted model, not a curated record. Gene Ontology annotation, molecular function: DNA binding; chromatin binding.
GUAGUCGCGUUUCAUCCCGGACGGUCGCAUUGUCACGCGGCGUAUCCGGUGUAAAUUAAAUCGCGAGUGAAUAACGUCGGGCGAAAGCGGCACGAAAUUAAUUCCCGUAAUUCAAUCCGGGACGCGCGCGUAUAUCGACCGAUCUCAUUCGUUACGCUUCUGCAUCGUCCUUUCUCUGCAUACCGACGAAACUAGGAAACCUUUUUGAAAAAAUCAUUACAACGGUCUUUUGAUAUAUCCCCAAUGCAAUCGUUUAUAACUACAAUGAAAUAUGCGCCCAUUUUGGAUUACCACCCAAACAAUGUUUAUUUGGAAAAAGAUUUAAUGCAAACUUCAAAGGAUUCUUAUAAAAACAAAUAAGUACUUUAGUGAGAUUUUUGCAUCUUUGGUACACACUUGAUUCUUCAAACUUGACUCUAUGGAGACUUAAUGGCAAGUUGAUGCAUGUAUGAUAAAAUAAAUGUUCAAAGUGGAAUAAGGACUAAGAUAAAAUCGAUAAAGAUAUCAUGCAGUCUUAAUGCACUCUGAAUAAAACUUUAGACAUACUUGCGCUGAUGAAAAUAAGGAGAACAUUUGUAGCAGAGAUGAUGUAGACUUUAUAUGAAGUUAUCUGCUUGAUGAAAACUUGAUUCUUCAGACUUGACUCGGUUCAGACUUAAUGGCGAGUUGAUGCAUGUAUGAUAAAUGUUCAAAGUGGAAUAAGGACUAAGAUAAAAUCGAUAAAGAUAUCAUGCAGUCUCAAUGCACUCUGAAUAAGACUUUAGACAUACUUGCGCUGAUGGAAACAAGGAGAACAUUGCAGCAGAGAUGAUGUAGACUUUAUAUGAAAUUACUUGCUUGAUGAAAACUUGAUCCAGACAUUAUGGAGUACUUCAUAAAGUCUACGUCCUAGCAAUCUUGAAGGAGUUGUCAUGCACUCAUAGAUGCAGUUUUGAUAGAAUCUUGAUUCUGUACUUCCGUUAUGAUUCUGAGUAUGAAGAAUUUCAAGCUUUACUUAUAAUGGAAUUCCAUUAAAUUAAUUUUUUUCUGUAUCAUUCCGAAUUUCUAUAACCAAAUAAUAUAAUCAUUUAUCGUGUAUAAUUAGAGUGUAAUAAAUCAGGUUUGCGUCGGUAAUUCUUUAAUUAAAUUCAUCUCUCGAGGUCGUGGUUCUGUUCUCUCUGGAUCGUUGUCGAUUAAUCACCGAGAGGCCGUCGGGGGCUAUGACGGUUUUUAAUGCCCCGUCAAGUGUAAAUAAAGCGAAGAGACGACCGUGACCACCGUAGAGAGAUGAGGAGGCCUUCUUCGUCCCGUAUCUAUUUCUCUCGGGCGGUCGAACAGUUUUUGCGCGGAUCCUUCAUCGAAACGGAGUGGGGGGGACUAUUAAUUACUUUUGUUAGGGGGGCUCCAAAACGAUGUCUCAUUCACUUGCGAAAGGGCGUAGCCCCCCAAAGAAUUCCAGUCCCCCUUUUGCGAGCAGAUAAUUGAUUCUCUGUCCCACCUUUUUAACUCUUUCCCUUUGCGAAGAAGAUGAAACAAAACUGUUACACACUACUCUUCGGAGUCUACAGUCUUCUCUGUAUUCAAUGGUUCAUCUUCUUUUACGUUGGAACAUCUGCCGAGCGACGCGACCGGUUUCCUCUUCUUCUUGUUCGUCGUCGUCUUCUCAUGCGUCGUUGUCGGGUUAAAAGGGGUUACCGACGCGGCAAGUUUUUACAAGUUCAGUUCGGCGCGAGUAUGCAAAGUCCGAGCAACACGGCCCUCAGCUCAUUGGAGCAAGUAAAAGAGUACCUGUUAACGCCCGGGACGUGCAAGUGCGGUCUGGAGUGCCCUCUGAAGUCGGACUCGGUUUUCAACUUCGAUCCAAAGGUUCCCGGCAAACCAUGGACCCUGUCACCGGAUACGAACCAGGGCGACCUAACCAAAUUGUGCAACCACAAGAGGAAAUUACCGUCUAUGGCUUCUUCCCUCGGGUGUAAAUCGCCCGACCCUGGCAAGCUUCCUAAAGAUUUUAAUGCAGUUAAAAAGAAAAAACGGAAAAUUGGGGGACCUUAUUCUGGAGUAUCGGUUUCUCAAAUUCUAGCCCAAAGAGAAAAAAUGGGGUUAGUGCAGCAACAGUAUCCAAAAGAAAUUCAAAAUCAAAUCCAACCUCAGUUAUGGCCGCAAUCUCCGGUGAAUAUGAACCAUCCACAACAACCCCAACAACCACGCCUCCAACACACUUACCAACCGGAUAACCAGCAGUUUUUGCGGUACCAAAAUCACGAGAACCAAGAUGGGCAAAUUAACAGGGUAAUGAGCGACUCACCGGUGGUUCUUAGUGAGCAAAUUAUGGUACGACAACCGCAAAACAUAUCAAAUCAGCAACAACAACAGCAUUCCAUGCAAUCUCAUCCACAAAAUAGCAACCCGAACGUCCAUAUACAUCAGCAACAGUUCGUCGCCCCAAAUGGGCAAGUGAUAAGCAUUCAGGGCAGCGUGCCACCGGGGCAAGUUAGUCAAAUGCUACAGAACAAUGUUGUCGUUCAGCAGGGGUCUCCACAACAGAGGAUAUAUAUUAAUGGUCAGCCAAGUGAACCAAGCGGUCCGGGCAGGCCUGGAAUUCAAAUGGUUCCUAUUAGCAUAUCAUCUAAUCGAUCUAUACCUCAACAAUAUUAUCAAUCUUCGCCACAACAACAUCAACAGCAACAACAACAAUAUCCAGUUUUAGGGACAAGACCUCCUUUUCAACCUCAAAGUAAUUAUACGAAUUGCGGAACGAUGCACCAUCAACAACAACAACAACCUAAAGUGUGGCAAAAUCGUUUGCAAGUUCCUCAACAACCUCCAUCGAUUAUUAAUCAAAAUCAUCACCAUCAUCAACUUCAUCAUCAUCUUCAAGAUCAAAGAGUACCACCUUUGCAUCAACAUACUCCGCCACCAAAUGUUUGGCAGGAUGAUGUCAAUAGAAAAAAAAUUAGUAAAGUCAAUAAAAUCGUGAAAAAACGACCGUGUAUUGUUGACCAACAAAAUGGAAGAAUCAUAGAACAUCCGUGUACUAAUAUUGAUGUGAGGCAAUUACAACAAAAUGAUCAUGGAAGGAUGGUUGGACAGUUGCAGCAACAAGGGAACUCUAGUCCAUCUUUUAUGGAAGAUCCUAGUGCUUAUUUAGCUCAGCAAACUGCGUUAUUGAAUAACACUAUUAAUAGACAAACAGGUGCAAAUCCAACGUUUAGUUGUAACAGUCCUGUUCAACCAACUCAGACACCAUCACCUCAUAGUAUGUCACCAAUGAACCAGCCCAGUGGAGUGCCUUUACCGAGUAAUAUGCCACCAUCGAUAUCAUCAACGCAACAGCCCAAACCCACCAAUUUUCGACAGAACCAAAAUAGUAAUGUGAUUCACAUUAUAAAACCACAAAACAUUCCUUCCGGUGGUGGUCAAUUACAACAACAGCAACAACAACAACAACAAAGUGCUUAUAAUCAAUCUCCAACAAUCGCUGUUUUACCUCAAGAAAUGGCUGAUAGCAGUGAUUGUGGUUGUAGCACCGAUGGACGAUCAACGUACGAUCAACAUCAACAAUAUGGUAUUCAGCAACAACAUGGCAUUAAAAUAAUACAAAAUAGACCAGAUAGUCAACCGGGUACUCCAAGCAGUUCGGGUACGAAUGAUGAUCCAGUUACUUCUUCGUCGACUUAUAAUAGCGAACGAUCACCGGAUUCGAGACCUAUUCAAGGUGGUACGGUAAGUACAAGUAACGUAUCACCUCAAGAUGGAUCUCCGAGUCCGCAUACGCCGACGCCAGGAGGGAGUAGAGAGGGUACGGUUCAGCAUCAGUUUGUUUUUGGAACUCACAAUCAACAAAGAGAAGCGACGCAAAAAAUGGUCGAGAAUUAUUACGAUUUACAACUACCAAAAAUGGUUGUGACGACGAUGGCCAGCGGGAGAACGGUUGGUAGUAACACCAUCACGUCAGUUCUUGCAGGAAAAGCUAAUACUGCAACCGUAUCAAUCAAUACUCCUUCCACAAUAAUUUCGGGUACUUUACCAACAAUGACCACUAAAUCACCGUUAGAGAUGGUGCAGAGUGUAGUGAGUAGUAUUCAAGUACCUCAUUCUGGACAACAACAACACCAACAACAACCAAAGCCACCACAAACUUUCCCCGCGGGAAGUCAAAUUUUAGUUUCUUCAGGUGGUCAACUUAUUAUGGCGAAUACCAACCAACCUGGAGUGAUGGCCCCCCCACCUCCUAAAGUUGUUACUUCAAUGCCUCCUAUUUCCGUAUCACCCAUGGUGACUAAUGUAACAGCCGCUGUAACUCAAGUGAUUCCAGCGGUAGCCCAACAAGUAUUAGGUCAACAAACGGUCUUGGUGAAUGCGCUUCCGGGACCGUUUGUUUUACAACCGGGAGUAACAAUGACCAUGGAUGGUAUGACGGUGGGGCAAAACGCCGUUCAAAUACCGCAGUUACUAACCGGAAAUGUGAUUCCCAGCGGACCGGCGUUAUUAUCACCCGAAACUAAACGAAAAGGGAAGAAACGGAAAAUUCCUUCGCAAACGGUCGCAUCAAUGUUGCAUAUCGCGGCCGCCCAACAAAAUCAAGGAAUGGUCGUGUCGCCGCAGAGCUUUCCUCAGCAAAUACAAAUGGCGCAUAGUCCACAGAAUACUACACCAGUCAUGCAAGCGCUUACAAUCGUUCCUGGAAAAGCUGGCGGUCCUCCGCAAAUUGUUAUGAAUGGAAAUGGAAUUGGCACGCAACAGUUAAUUACCAACUCGCAACCACAACAAAUCAACCUGUUGCAACCCGUCAAUUUAUUGAAUGGUGGGAUGGUUCAGAACUUUCCCACUAUUCAACAAUUUAUCGUGCCGAAUUUGGGCGGGAUGGUAAUGAAUGCGGACGGAACAGCAACGAUAUUACAAGAUACUUCAAAUAUCGGGAUGCAACUUCAAUUGCAGAAUGUUAACGGACAGAAUGUUUUGACUCCCGUACAAAAUAGUAAUGUUUUUAAUGGAGGGCAGAGUAUUUUACCCGCAGGUAUGGUUAUAAGAACACCGAGUACUUCACAAGGAAAAAUUAUACAACAACAACAUAGUCCUGGAGCGGCUCAGUUCUUAUCACCGAAUGGAGGACAAUUUGUUGUAAACGGCCAAUUUAGCGGACAAUUAAGUCCUUUGGUUGCCAAUCAACAGGUUACAUUUAACACAGCUCCUCAAAUUCGACCAGCAACUAAUAACAUUCAACAAGGACAACAAGAAUUUAUUCAAUGCGGUCAAAUGGGACAAACUUUAAUGGUUCCGUGUACACCUGCGGCUAACAUAGCUGUUUCUUCGUCAAAUCAGAAUACUACUUUUGUACAACAAAACACCACGAUCGUCCAACAACAAACAACAAUGGUCUCAAAUAAUCAACAAUUACAAAAUUUUCAACCGACCAAUUCUAAUAACCAACAACAAAAUUUACGCACAACAUUAAACGUUGAUCAUCAAAACUUUAUUAUUACCAACGAUAAACAACAACCAGUUCAAACGUUAUUAUUCCAAAGACAAAGUCCGCAAAAUUCAAUAAAUUAUCGGCAAAGCGUUUCAACACAAACAGCGGUUAACCAAAAUCUUCAUUCUGUAACUACAACAGCUAGUAGCCCACCAGAUACAACUACUCAUAGUCCAAUGGCUUCCGGUGGGCAAAGUCCACCAACGGCAGAUACCACAACACAUACUGGAAGUACAGAUGAUGGUUUAUCUCCGGCACCCUCAAAUUCUUCGGGAUCUUGUGGAGAUAUUGUUACUUUACAACAAAAUAGACAUCAAAAUUGUUCAAUGGCUAUGGUUCAUUGUAUAUCAAGUAGCGAACCAGAUUCAGCAGAUAUUAAUCAAUCAACAGAAAAUGAAUGGAGAAAUCACGUGCAUUGUAGUACACAAAAACUUGAAUUUACCGAUAUUUCAAGUAUAGGCCAAUUAAACCAUAGCAAAAAAACAAACCCCAUCCACAUGGCUUUUGCGGAAUCAUCAACGAUAGCUACUGGUAUCCACGUGGUGCCUGAAGAGUUAAAAUCUCAAGAAACGACUGUGUACAGCUCAAGAAAUUUCGAAAAGUUUGUGCAUAGACGAAAACAUAGUGACACUUUGGUUGUAAUGGAAACUAGACAUCCUCUUUUCGACGAAGGAGAUGAUGUAGAGAAAAACGAAACCGUACAAGAACAACGGCAGAGUUUUUCGGUUGGAGAUCUUGUUUGGGGGGCCACUAAAGGCUGCCAAUCGUGGCCGGGGAAAGUGGAGAAGUUAUCGUCCGAUGGCAAAAAAGUACAUGUACGUUGGUUUGGAGGGGGUCGAUCCUCCACGGAAGUCGAAUCGAAUGACUUACAAACGUUGAGUGAAGGUUUGGAGGCUCAUCAUAGUGUUAGAAAAAAAUCACGGACAAGUAGAAAAUUAAAUGCGCAGUUGGAGAAUGCGAUUCAAGAAGCGAUGGUUGAGUUGGAUAAGGAUCAAGAAGAAAAGAAAACGACGACGAAAAAAUCGAAAUCUGCAGGGGGCCGGUUGCGAAGCAGUCACUAAUUAAACUUAGAAAAAAAAACUAAAUAAAUAAAAAAUAAAAACGGACCAACAUCGAAAAGAAUUUAAUAACGAGUAUGAUAAAAUGUAGGAAUGAGAUUUCUAUUGAUAUAUUAUAUAAACUAGUUUUGAGCGAAUUUUAAACUAAAUAACAAAAAAAAAACGCUUCUGAAUGUGUAGAACCCCGUGUUUUAAACAUUAUAUUACUAGAUAAAAAAGAAAAAUAAUGAUAAUUAUAAAAAAAUAACUGGUAAUGAUUCCUAGAACAUAAUUGUGAAAGAAAAAAGUUUUAAGGUUCACAUAUUUUUCAAACGCCUUUUUAAAGAAAAAAAAAACUAGCCAAGUAAGUUUUUUUGGGCACUUUUAAAAGGACGUAAGCCUAAAAAAAAUAUAAAAAUUAAAUAAAAGUGGCACCUCUCGCGAGAUGGGGGUGCUUUAUUUGUACUACUACAUAUUAACGUUGUAUAUGUAAAAUAAAAAAAAAUAAACGAAACAAAAAAAUUAAUUAAUACAAGUGGAAACGUAAAUUGGGCUUUCAAAAAAAAACGAGUCGUCUAUUAAUUAGAGUCGUAAUUUAAUAACACUUAGAUUGUAGGUAUAUCCAAUAUUUAUAGCGGGUUAAUUAGAUAAAAAAGAAUGAAAAAAAAAUAACAAAGCAAAGAUUAUAGAGAGUGAUGAGGACGUUUGAACCAUACCCGUUCUUUUAGUUUCUUCAAAUUUUUUUUUUGAAUUUCUAGUCACCGCGACAAAGGUUCUCGUUUUUAUAAUAUCGACAAUAAUACCUACUUUUUGAUUUCGACUUUUCGGUACUGUGAUAAAUGUGCAGAAGAAUUGCGAACCAACCCAAAAAAAAACCACAAACCAACCAACCAUCAAACCGUACGAAUACACAGUG